AUGGGUAAAGCUGAACCCAACCAAAGAGAAAUUCCUGUGAAAGAACAGACUCUAGGCGUUCCUGAGCUUAUUAGACUCAGUCUUUACAUUCGCUCGCGCUGGCAUCUUGGCCCUUCAAGUUGCAUUGGACUUACCGGUGCUUACAUUGAUGAAACAGUUUUUUGUGCUGGAGGGAAGUUUUUAUAUGGGGUAUUAUCUAGUUUUUUUCGUGACGAAGCGUUUUACUUUAAACUUCAGCGCUAUAUUCGCGCACUUUUUGAUCACGUGAUAAAUUGUUUGGAUUGA
Plasmopara halstedii is the source of this 285-nucleotide messenger RNA. RefSeq lists its product as uncharacterized. Bases 1 to 285 code for a protein of 94 amino acids. The transcript is spliced from 2 exons. Lineage: Eukaryota; Oomycota; Peronosporomycetes; Peronosporales; Peronosporaceae. The record is from RefSeq and is a predicted model, not a curated record.